AGGCGUUAAAACUUCGCUUUGCAAGCAGAAUGCACUAGCUGAGAGGAUUAGGAGCCGAAGCGACAGCUGAAAAUUGUGAUCUCCAGUGCACCAAAUGCAACGUUGCACCGCCACACACUUGCCGUUCAUUUGUCGUUGAGCCGAAACCGUCCCUGUUUGGUCGGACACCACACAGACACCUCGUUCUAGUUCGACGCAAGGCGGACCUUUUAAUCAUCGCAAAUUCCCCGAAAACGCGGCAACCUGAUGACUAUGGCAGAAGGCACCGACCCCAUGGGGCAUCAGGCGGGUUCCCAUCAUCACCAUCACCACCAUCAGCACCAUCAGCACCAUGCGACUCAUCAGCACCACCAUCCGCACCACCACCAUCAGCAGCAGCAGCUGCAUCAGCGCCAACCGCCGCAUCCACACUAUGCGCCAUACGCCGCUGCUGCCGCCGCCGCCGCUGCCCACAUGCAGUAUCCGCUGCCGCAGCACCUGCCAUUGGCGCUCAGUAUGCAACAGCAAGCUGCUGCAGCAGCAGCCGCAGCUGCCGUCGCCGCCGAACAGGUGAACAACAACCAACCCUUUGUGGCCAACAACAAUGUGCCGUGGAAGCAACGCAAACGGAAACGUCUGUCCGCCGUGCUGGAUAAGCUGCAUAACCACAACAACCAUAACAGCAGCAGCAACAGAUUCGCCAACAAUGGUAGUGGCAACAAUAAUAAUAACAACAACAACGUUGGCGACCACAGCAAUCACAAUCACAGCCAUGAGGAGCCAUUGGAUGGCGAUGAGGAUGUCGAGAAUGAGGCUAAUUACAAGCACCGCACUAACAACAACAGUAUGGGCAGCAACCACAAUGUGAGCUCGAAGCGUCAGAACUGCGGCGAAGACAGUGGGAAAGUGCCAGUGAGCAAUAAACGUUCCAUUAGUGAAGUGAGCGGCGAUGAAGCCGACCAAGAGCCUGAAUGUGACGCUGUGUCGGAAGACCUGUCGCAUGACAACGACAGUCCCCGCAUCAGCAUGAGUCCACUGCAGCUGGUCUCUUCACGCGAUAGUCCGUCGAGUGCGCCUCACCCCGUUGUGGUCGCGGCGACUUCUACUCCCAGUGAUAACCCGCUGCACGUCGACAUCAAGACUGAGCACAUGCACAAUCCCUAUGAUCGUUACUUUCCCAUACCGUCACCACUCUUUGGCUACUACUUGCACACCAAGUACUUGAAUGAAGUAUUUCGGCGACGGCAGGAUCUCUACACGUCACCCAUGCAGCACACGCCUUCCUCCAUUGCCUCGUCAAUCGCGGAUGAGACUUCGCCCACAAGCUUGCCGAAUGCGGGUGCUAAUCUGGACCAUCCUCCUCCGUUCCCUCCCACGUCGACAGCCACUGCUCAGGUCGCCAACGCUGGUUCCGGUCGUUCGCCGCCGCCAGCCGUCACCGUCGCACUCCCUUCACCGCCACGAAGCGAUUCGUCGGUCACUGCGACUGCAACGGCCAAUACGCGCUGCAGCCCCUCACCAGCUACACAAGCUAACACCUCGGAUCCGGCCAUCAUGCCGCCACCGCAAGAUCGUCCCUUGGAUCUGUCGGUACGCAGCGGUGGCACCACACCCACCUCCGAGCUGGGUGCCAAAAAGUACAAAUCUCCAUCGCCCCUACCGGCGACCACACUGAUGUUGCCACCAGCGCAGCAGCCCGUCUCGGCAACAGUUCGAGCCGCCUCCAUGUCGCCAAGCAACUGCUCACAGAAAUCGUCUAUGGUCAGCAACAGCAAUCACGCUCCUCUUGCCAGCUCCCCAGCACCCGUUUCUCCAUACGCUGCUGCUGCUGCCGCCGCACACGCCGCCGCAGCCGCUGCCGCUGCGAUGAUUAAACUCGAAAUGCCAAUGCAUCCAUUGCAUCCGCAUGCGUCCGCCACCACCGUGGGUGUGCCUGUAAUCAAGGGUGAUGUGGCGUCACCCACCACCAAGGAAUCGGUCGCCUGGCGCUACAACCUCGACGUCUCCCCUGUGGUGGAGGAAAUGCCACCCGGUUCGGAUGUCGCCUACGUCUGUCCUGUGUGUGGGCAAAUGUUCUCGCUGCACGAUCGCCUUGCCAAGCAUAUGGCCUCGCGCCACAAAUCGCGCAAUCCUGCCAACGACAUCACCAAAGCCUACUCAUGCGAGGUGUGUGCGCGCUCCUUCGCUCGCUCGGAUAUGCUCACACGCCACAUGCGUCUGCACACGGGCGUCAAGCCCUACACCUGCAAAGUAUGCGGUCAAGUCUUCUCACGUUCCGAUCACUUGUCCACCCAUCAGCGCACCCAUACCGGCGAGAAGCCAUACAAGUGUCCACAAUGUCCGUAUGCCGCGUGCCGCCGCGACAUGAUUACGCGGCAUAUGCGCACGCACACACGUUACGAGUCGCAACAGCGCGGCGGUGGUGGUUCCAACCACAGUGAAGCGGGUGGACCAUCGAAAUCACCCUUGCCGCUGCUGAGCGAUAUGAAGAUGAAUUUACCGUUGCUGUUGAAAAGUGAAGAGCUGGCGGGUAAAUCGCCAAUGCACGGCGGUAUCGGCGGCGGACUGCCGAUCGUGGUGAAAACAGAGAGCGCCUAGUGGCGGCAUUAUACCUAUAGGGGCUGUAAGGCAUAGGUGCUGUAGAACAAGGCUCUCCUAUGGAGAGCUAUAGAGCAGAGAUUACUAGAAGUGUAUACACAUGAUAUCCGUGAAAAGUGAAGUGAAGUGUAGAAUGUCUACUAACUAUACAGAGUAAGCGUAAAGAGUAGCUAAGUUGGGUUGAUAAAGUAACUGUAAAGUAUGUAGAGGAUGAAAUGGACAUUUUAUUUUUGUGAAAUCUCUUUGUAAAGACUGAGACUAAUUUAAGCGUUGUAAUGAAUUUAGGUGUAUUUUUUUUUUUUUGUAAAGAAGACAUAAGAAAGCUACAAGAAAAUGUUUGAAAUGGUGCAAGCUUGUAUGUAUAGUUUAUUAAGUGUAAAUAGCUGACGCUGAGUGGCGGUGAGAUGCGAGUGAGAUGUGGAAUAGUCUCGUUAAACUCGAAUAAUCGAAUGAAUCGAAUAGGCUUCGCGCGUACGAAGAAAUUGAAUUGAAAGCUUCGCUCGGAGGUGACUCGGCGUGACGCUUAGAGAGCUUACACCAGCGGCAAUGAGAGAGAGAGUUUUCACUUUGUGCGCGUUCGUAUCUUACCAAUAGAAAGCUUUAGAAAGCUUCACCAACGGGAUAUAUUUCGAUGGCGACUGGCUUAGCUUAAACUCUUUCUCAUUCGCUUCCUCUCACUGAGCAUCCGCUCAUUCGUCGGCGUUGUCGGUAUUGAGGCCAAAUUUGAUAUUUUAACUUAUUAACAGUACGAUUACGUACUAAAAUUUUAGUUUUAAGUGAAAUGGUUGUGAACGGCAAUUCAGCAUUGUUUCGUUUUUUCCCAAGCACAAGCAUUUUUCUCUCCUUAUCUCCCUCUCUAUUUCGGUUUUCUUCACAUUCACGAAACGACGAAACAAACAAACAAGCAAGUAAAUUAAGAGCUUAUUGACACAUGUAUGUAAACUUUAAUUUUAAGUUAAAUAAUCAUUUGCUAAUUACAUAGUUGAAAGCGAAUAAUUGGAUUUCAUUAGUUUUACAAUCUAAGUUAACAAAUUCGUAACUUAUAAUCGACACACACAUUUGAAAAGCCCACAAAUUAAUUUUAAGCAUAAUUUCUAUUGGUAAAAAUCCCAACUAAAUGGCAUCGUAGUAGAUAUGCGUUAGUAAUUUAUUCUAAUUUUGUAAGCUGCUUAAAUUUAAGUUACAAAAUAUAUUUAAUUAUUAUUUAUUGCUAGUGGAAAAGGAGUGUAGGCCUAAUACACACAAAAAUGCAAGAAAAAAAAAAUUGUAUUACUACGAAAAAGUGAAGACAAAAAGAGAACGAAGCGACAAAAGACAAAGAAUACGACGCGCUCUUUCCCCUCACAAGCGCUCAAAACGCUGAAGCAGCGCUCUAAGUCCAA
Molecule: messenger RNA, 3959 nt
Organism: Rhagoletis pomonella (apple maggot)
Lineage: Eukaryota; Metazoa; Arthropoda; Insecta; Diptera; Tephritidae
Gene: klu
Product: zinc finger protein 628
Exons: 2
Coding region: 247-2577 (776 amino acids)
Biological process (GO): regulation of transcription by RNA polymerase II
Molecular function (GO): RNA polymerase II cis-regulatory region sequence-specific DNA binding; DNA-binding transcription factor activity, RNA polymerase II-specific
Source: RefSeq, a predicted model, not a curated record